Messenger RNA from Biomphalaria glabrata, 3787 nucleotides. Its product is annotated as phosphatidylinositol 4-kinase beta-like. The transcript has 15 exons. Bases 358 to 3582 code for a protein of 1074 amino acids. Gene Ontology annotation, molecular function: 1-phosphatidylinositol 4-kinase activity. The record is from RefSeq and is a predicted model, not a curated record. Gene Ontology annotation, biological process: phosphatidylinositol phosphate biosynthetic process; phosphatidylinositol-mediated signaling. NCBI's taxonomy places the organism in Eukaryota, Metazoa, Mollusca, Gastropoda, Planorbidae. Gene Ontology annotation, cellular component: cytoplasm; membrane.
ACUAUGGUGGUGUACUUUGUCAAAAGCCUUAGAAAAAUCUAGUAAGAUAGCAUCUAUUUGUUCACUAUUAUCUAAACCUUUUGAAAAAUCAUCAAUUAGUCCUAUUAGUUGUGUUUCACAUGAUCUAUAUUUCCUAAAGCCAUGUUGGUAUGGUGUGAGGACAUUAUGUUUGUCUAAGUGGUUUAUGAUGUUGCUACAAAUUAUGUGUUCUAGGAUUUUACAUGUGAUGCUGGCUUAAGGAGUCAAACUUGAUUUGGGUCUAUGUCAUCACAUCUAAAGGAUUUCUAAAACUGCUUGUGUAUUGCUCUAGAACUAAUCAUGCAUUGGUGGACAAUGGCUGUAAACUGUUAGGUAGUCAUGGCAACUGACAACUUACAUGUUUCAUGUGAUAUUCAGAUUCACUCCACGGCUAAACAUCAUGGGCUGCAGCAUCCCCAGCAAAUUAUUUCAGCCCCCCAACAACUGAGCAUUUAUGAACCACACUAUCUUCCUGCUGGCAGUAUCAAGCUGUCCCCUGCUAAUGCCUUGUUUGAGGUUAAUGGUAACUAUGCAGAGAAUCCUGAGUUGAGAAUGCCAGGACAGGUGUGUCAAUGCAGCACAGAAGAUGGUGUCACCUUUGAUGACAAUUUGUCUCCAGAUGUCUUGAAAAAUGAUAGUGGCUUACCUUAUGUUGUCACUGAUGGGGCACUGAGAUCACUGUCAUGUCACAAGUGUCAUUCAGUCAGACCAAUUGGCACUAUAGGGGCAGAUGAUCUACACAAUUUAGUAUUUAGGAAAUAUAAAGGCUCCAGUGGUGGAAGUUUUGAUGGCUCAUUAGAGAAAAUAGAUGAAGACCCAGUGGGUCUCUCUAGUUAUCCACCUCAUAUGCUUGAGCGCAGCUUAUCUUAUUCUAGUGUUGAAAAAACUCUUUCUCAGCUGACUUCCUCCCAACUUAGAACUAAUGACAGUUGUGUUGCAAACUGUGUGGGAGGAGAUUCUGUGUGUCCUUCAGUCUCAGCCCAGACAUGUGUCUCAAGCACUUUACCUGAGAUGAGUGAGACAAGUUCAGAAGAUGUGAACCAACAAGUAGAGGAGCUAGAUCAGUCUCAGAAUGCAUCUAUAUCAACCAGUGGAAUGAAAAACUUAAUGUCUGACAAACUGUCUCUAGAUGAUUUGUCAGCCUCUUCCAGGCCUUUAGACUCCAAAUCUUUGUGUCUUCCUUUGCCUCUUCGCUUUCUGAAAAGCUCAGGCUCUGCGUUGUUGCUACAGAAAGAUCAAAGUCAUGUGGACAAAACCUUGGCUGUUGUGCAGCGGAAUAAAGGUCGACCUCCCCCAAGACAGUCUUGGUUGCUACGUCUGUUUGAGUCCAAAAUGUUUGAUAUGAACAUUGCUAUAACAUACCUGUAUAAUUCAAAAGAACCUGGAGUUCAGACAUAUAUAGGUAACAGAAUGUUCAGUUUUGAUGACAAUGAUGUUGACUUCUACCUUCCUCAACUCCUGAACAUGUACAUACAUAUGCAUGAUGUGGCAGAGGCUAUUCACCCAUAUCUAGUCCACAGGUGUAGAAACUCCAUUGAAUUUUCAGUCAAUUGUGCCUGGCUUCUUGAUGCCUACUCUGCAGACACACUGAAACCUAAUUGGAAGAAUUCUCAAGGGAUCAAGUUACGGGACAUGAUUUUAAAUGAACAGCUAAGGCCUCAAGUUCAAAGUCCUACAGGUAAUGCUAAGUCACCAAUGUCCCAGAAUGCACCAUUGCGUUACUCAUCACCACAGCCACUUAGCAUGGCAGCAUUUAAUCUGAGUGGCAGCCAAACUUCAGCUGCAUUAGCUUUACUGUCAACCACACCUCAGCUCAGCCAGGCAGUAGCUAGCACUGUGGUCAAGAAAACUCAUCAACGGUCAAGGUCAGAAGCCACAGGUAUCUUGAUAAAACACAGUGAGACCACACCUUCAAUGGCUGUACCCAGUGCUCAUGUAGUUGGAGACCUCUCUACUGGAAGGGCUUUUGACAAUGGCUGUCAGUGUCAUCUACAGUCAGAGGCUGUUUUCAAUCAUUUAAAAGGAAGAGAUACUAACUGUCAUUGCGAUGCUCCAAGGCUUUUGCCCCAAGAAGAAUUUAUCAAGGCUUUAUUAAACAUUGGUCACAAGUUGCAGCUGUUGCCAACUAAAGAACAUAGAACAUCUCAGUUAAUAGCUGAACUGGCCUUGUUGAACUUGAACUUGCCUGCUCGAGUGUGGCUGCCUAUAUCACAUUCCAGGAAUCAUCACAUUGCUCGCAUACCUCACACUCAGGCUGUUGUGUUGAACUCCAAAGAAAAGGCUCCAUUCAUGAUUUAUGUGGAGGUUCUCAAAUGUGAUAACACAACCACAAGUCAGCUUCCUCAUAAAAUAUUGGAGAACACUCUGCGCUUCACUCGCUCUGAGGAAGACCUGACUCAGCUUGUCCUUCAGACCACUGCUGCUGCUGCAACUCGUGCUGAGUUUAGUGUGUAUGGUUCAUGUCAUGACUUCGAUGAUGCAGACUGCUGGUCUCAGGAAGAUGAUGACAUCAUAGCACUGGCCAAUCGCUGUCGAUCAAGUGACACCAUAUCCCAGCUGUCUACAGAGAGUUCUACCAGUGCUGACAGCAAGGAUCCUGUCGUCUAUAUUGCUGCUGGUGACAUAAGAAGACGUCUUUCUGAAAAUUUGGCUGCUCCUAAAAAGAAAUUUGAGAGAGACCCUGAUGACCCAUCUGCUGCUGUGCUUAAAGAACCCUGGGAAGACAAAGUGACUCGUAUACGAGAGUCCUCACCAUAUGGACAUUUGCCUAAUUGGCAACUGAUGGCAGCCAUUGUGAAAGUUGGAGAUGACCUUAGACAAGAGUUGUUAGUGUACCAAGUUCUCAGGAGACUUCAGAUGUUUUGGAUUGAGGAACAUUUACCUCUGUGGAUAAAGCCCUGUAAGAUAGUUGUUACCUCCAGAGACAGUGGAAUGAUAGAACCUGUCCUGAAUGCUGUCUCACUCCAUCAGAUCAAGAAACACAGCAAGCUAUCUCUCCUGGACUACUUCAUUCAUGAAUUUGGACCAAUCACCAGCGAGGAGUUUCUCACAGCCCAGAAAAACUUUGUCCAGAGUUGUGCUGGCUAUUGCUUGGUCUGCUACCUUCUUCAGCUAAAGGACAGGCACAAUGGCAAUAUUUUAUUAGACUCUGAUGGACAUAUCAUUCACAUUGACUUUGGAUUUAUCUUGUCCAACUCGCCAGGGAAAAACUUAGGAUUUGAGAACUCUCCUUUUAAACUAACACAUGAGUUUGUGGAGGUGAUGGGAGGUUUAGGAAGUGACAUGUUUGAAUAUUUUAAAAUUUUACUACUGCAAGGCUUUGUGGCUUCAAGGAAACACAUGGACAAGAUUUUACCUCUAGUGGAGAUCAUGCAAACAGGUUCUCAACUUCCAUGUUUCAAUAAAGGUAUCAGUGCAAUCAGAGCAUUUAAAGACAGGUUUCACAUGAGUUCUACAGAAGAGCAGCUUCAGCUUAUUGUGGAUGGUCUUGUGGAAGCCAGCUUGCAUUCACUUACUACUAAAUUGUAUGAUAAUUUCCAAUACUUUACUAAUGGUAUUCUUUAACUGACAAGUUAACUUGUAUGUAAAUAUGAACUAAGUGCGAUUUUAAGGUUUUGUUGCCAGGUCUACAGCUGUACCAUUAAACUAAAUUUAACUCUGAAAUUCUAAAUCUUAUUUUAUAAAAGAGACACCUCAUUGAUGCUGUGCUUAGUCUUGUUAUUUGUUUGCAUUUUAUUGUCAUUGAAUAAAAAAAUGUGCAUAAAACCAA